Molecule: messenger RNA, 852 nt
Organism: Sciurus carolinensis (gray squirrel)
Lineage: Eukaryota; Metazoa; Chordata; Mammalia; Rodentia; Sciuridae
Product: sororin-like
Source: RefSeq, a predicted model, not a curated record
AUGUCUGAGAGGCAAAUGCGGUCCGGAGGGGCCACUCGGCUUUUGGCCCCAUCUCCAACUAUGCCUCUGUGGAGGUCCCAGCGGAAAUCAGGCUCGGAUCUUCCAAGCAUCCUUCCUGUACUCAGUGGGAAGGCACCUCAUGCGGCUCCAGUCAGAAAGCCCAUCAUUUUGAAGAAGAAAGUGGCUCAUGCUGUAGAGAUCCCAUCCAUCCAUUCGCCUCGCAGGAGCUCUAGGAUUGCUUUUUUCUUAGAGAAAGAAAACAACCCUCCUAACAGGGAGCCCGCUAAAGAGGACCUCUUCAAGACACCUAGUAUCCCUGUCACACCCACCACCACUCCUAUGUCAUGUGCCCUGCAUGGUGAGGCCAGCUUCAAGGAAGGAGAACUGGAUGCCAGAGACUUGGAAAUGUCUAAGAAGGUCAGGGGGUCCUACAGCUGGCUGGAGGUUCUCGGCUCUGCCUCCGCCUUUGCCUCCACCUCUACUCCAGGCGGACACUCCUACUUUGGUUUGGGGGGCCCUGAAGACUUGUCCAGAGUCUCACCUGUGGUGUGUUCAAAUGUAACCGGGGCCCCUGCAAAGCCCUGGGCCCCAGACACAAUGCUCCCUGGAAUCUCUUCCCCUGUCCUGAAAGAGAAACAAAAGAAGAAAAAGCUGCCGGAGAUCCUGAAAUCCGAGCUGGAUGAGUGGGCCGCAGCCAUGAAUGCUGAGUUUGAAGCUGCUGAGCAGUUUGACCUCCUGAUUGAAUGAAAUGAAGUGGGGGUGCCCCUGGCCAGACUCCCCUCCUCUCCCUGUACAUAGUCCCUCUCAAUGGAGAAGACACUGGGGGGUCCCUCUGCUGGCCUUGUUACCUGU